Trichoderma citrinoviride is the source of this 2766-nucleotide messenger RNA. RefSeq names its product phosphatidylinositol 3-kinase. Gene Ontology annotation, cellular component: phagophore assembly site; peroxisome; cytoplasm. Gene Ontology annotation, molecular function: 1-phosphatidylinositol-3-kinase activity. Gene Ontology annotation, biological process: autophagosome assembly; endocytosis; autophagy of peroxisome. The coding region runs from base 1 to 2766 and encodes 921 amino acids. Lineage: Eukaryota; Fungi; Ascomycota; Sordariomycetes; Hypocreales; Hypocreaceae. The transcript has 4 exons. The record is from RefSeq and is a predicted model, not a curated record.
AUGGCCGAUUAUGGCCGUAUAGAUCCGUUUUCCUUCGCAGCGUCUCGAGAUAUUGAAAGCCCUGUCAGCAUCCGAAUAAUAGGAAUUGACGGAGACGUACCCCCCACCAAGUAUUCGACGCUCCUCGAUAAGCCUCAAGUUCGCCAUAUUGGCUCAAACACGAGGUAUGAUGCGAAUCAACAGGCGACGCUAGAGAUGAUCGCGCUCUAUGUCACGAUUCAAGUAUGGGCGGGCUCGAAGGCCCUAACUGUGCCCAUUCAGACGUCAUAUAAGUCCCCUCGUCAAGAGAGAAGGUGGAAUGAAUGGUUACGGCUUCCUAUUCAAUACAAGUCGAUCCCAGCCAACUCCCGCUUGGCCAUCACGAUAUGGGAUCUUUCACCAGCCGAAGGCCCGAACGAUGUCUGCCAUGCGACGCCGUUCGGAGGCACCACUCUCGCCUUGUUUGGCGAUGAUAACCAGGUUAUCAGAGGUCGUCAAAAGUGUUAUAUUCACAAGUACAAGCACGCGGAUGGGACCGAUGACACGACAACGCCGGCGGUUGUCAGGAUCAACGGGAAGGGGGCGCCUCAGCUGGCCAACUACACAGAAGAACUGGAAAGGAUGGAGAGCUUAUUCAAGAAGCACGAGAUGGGCGAGAUACCCCGAGUAGAUUGGCUUGACCAGAUGGUUUUUAGGGGAUUUGAAAAGAAGGGGUUACAUGCCGCCAAGAUGUCAACCAAGAUGCGCCAGCAAGAAGCCACCGCGGACGGCAACGACGAUAGCAGGGCAAGUGGCAUUCUGAACCAUUCUCGCGGAGACACACUGGACCCAUACGUAUGCGUGCUCAACGUGGAAUUACCGCGUUUCGACUUUCCUGUUGUCUUCGCCGACCACGAAUACGACCCUCCUCCGAUAUCAUCUCUUCAACCGCUUUCGGCCUCGCAAAUCGCAGCGCAGAGGCGACCCGAGGUUCAAUUUGGCCCUGGAAUUAAGGCAAUUGGCGAAAGCUCGGCGGAGUUUGGUUCACGGCUUGUGAUGAUUUAUGAUCCUGAGGUAGGGCAGAGAGACAACCCCGCCGAAGCGAAGCACAGGCGCCUCUUCCGAAGUUCCCAUCGACAUGGUAUCCUCGAUCGGGACCUCAAACCUAACGCAAAGGUCCGCGAUGAGUUGAACGUCAUCAUGUCGUACCCACCAACACAUAUCCUUACUCCAGAAGAGGCAGAUCUCGUCUGGAAGUUCAGAUAUCACCUGACCAAAGACAAGAGAGGUUUGGCCAAGUUCGUCAAGUCUGUCAACUGGAACGAUCAAAACGAGAUGAAACAAGCCGUCCAGGUUCUUGGCCGUUGGACGGAGAUUGACGUGGAUGAUGCCCUUGGAAUGCUGGGUCCAUCAUUUGAUAAUCCAACUGUUCGGUCGUAUGCCGUCGACCGGUUACGAAAGGCCGACGACAAUGAGUUGCUUCUUUACUUGCUUCAGCUCGUACAGGCUCUGAAGUAUGAGCACAUGUCUGCUGACUCCGGCGUGGAAAACAUACAAAACUCACCACUGGCGCAAUUCCUCAUCCAGCGUGCGGCGGCGAACUUCAUGCUAGGCAACUAUUUUCAUUGGUAUCUCAUGGUUGAAUGCGACGACUAUAGUCCGGAGCAGGAUGAACGGAAUCGCGAAAUAUAUCGCAAAGUCGCGUACGAGUUCAUGACGGAACUCGUCAAGCAGCCGGAUGGCAACGAAUCCCGGAAGACGCUCCUCAGGCAGGCGGAGCUACUUGCUAUACUGUCGAGAAUUGCAAACGACAUCAAGUUAUCAAGCGAACCAAUCGCCAAGAAAACGGAUAGAGUCAAGGCAUUCCUCGGAGAUCCAAAGAACGAGCUCCUCAACAUCGAUCCACCACUGGCGAUGCCCCUUGAUCCCUCUGUCAAGGUUACUAGUGUAAUACCGGAUCAAGUGACGGUGUUCAAGUCGUCACUGAAUCCAAUCAAGUGCACAUUCAAGACUACAACGGGCAGCCAAUAUCCGAUAAUAUUCAAACUCGGCGACGACCUAAGACAAGAUCAACUAGUCAUCCAGAUCAUUACCCUGAUGGACGAACUCCUCCAGAAGGAAAAUCUGGACCUAAAGCUGUCCCCCUAUAAGAUCCUGGCAACGAGCACGACGGCGGGUGCGUCUCAGUUCGUCCAGUCGCAAAGCCUGUCAAGUAUUGUGAGCAAGUACAAGAAUAACCCAGCGCUGGCCUACCUUAAGCACCACAACCCGGACGACCGACAGCCUCUCGGUGUUCGCCAAGAGGCACUGGAUACCUAUGUCAAAUCAUGCGCGGGAUAUUGCGUUAUCACCUACAUCCUUGGAGUUGGCGACCGGCAUCUUGACAAUCUCUUACUGGCUCCAGAUGGACAUUUCUUUCAUGCUGAUUUCGGUUAUAUCCUUGGCCGCGACCCCAAGCCAUUCGCGCCCGUUAUGAAGCUUUCCAAAGAAAUGGUGGACUGUAUGGGCGGAGUGCAAUCGGAGCACUACCGUCAAUUCAAGCAGUAUUGCUUCUUGGCUUACACUGCGCUGCGGAAAUCGUCAAACCUCAUUCUCAACUUGUUCAGUCUCAUGGUUCACGCCAAUAUUCCAGAUAUCAGGCUCGAGCCGGACAAGGCUGUGUUAAAGGUGAGGGAGAGGUUCCAUCUUGAGAUGGGAGAAGAGGAAGCGAUUCUUUACUUUGAGAGGAUCAUCGAAGAUACUCUAACGGCGUUUGCGCCUGUUGUUAUUGACAAACUGCACGAGUGGGCGCAGGCUCUUAGGGCUUAG